This is a messenger RNA of Cordyceps militaris CM01, 480 nucleotides long. RefSeq lists its product as uncharacterized. The transcript has a single exon. NCBI's taxonomy places the organism in Eukaryota, Fungi, Ascomycota, Sordariomycetes, Hypocreales, Cordycipitaceae. Bases 1 to 480 code for a protein of 159 amino acids. The record is from RefSeq and is a predicted model, not a curated record.
AUGCUUUACACUGCUAUUGCCGCUGUUGCCUUCGCAGCCACAGUUGCUGCGGCCCCCAGCGCCGAGACUAAGAAGCGUGCUUCCGGUAGCGACCAAAACAUCUCCAUCUAUCGCUUUGGCGACCCCGCUGGGUGUCACGACGUUCUGCGCGUUUCGGGCGCCUGCGGCAUCAGCACCUACUUCAAAAACGUCGACCAGGCGGCCUCGUUCGUUGCCAUUCCCUCCAAGCUCUUUGACAAGUUCACGCCCAACGACCCCAAAUCCCCCACCACCAAAGCCGCACCGCAGACCAACACACUCUGCGGCAAGACCAUCACCAUCACCCACAACGGCGUCACCAAGACGGCCAUUGUUGCCGACCGCAACUUCAGUAACGACAACUCCAUUGACACCUGCAUGGAUAUCUGGUCGGCAUUUGGUGGCAAGGACGGUGACGGCACGGUCAUCCACGGCGCCACCUGGUCCGUCGAUGGUGUGUAA